Lobosporangium transversale is the source of this 468-nucleotide messenger RNA. Its product is annotated as Gti1/Pac2 family-domain-containing protein. The transcript has 2 exons. NCBI's taxonomy places the organism in Eukaryota, Fungi, Mortierellomycota, Mortierellomycetes, Mortierellales, Mortierellaceae. The record is from RefSeq and is a predicted model, not a curated record. The annotation marks the transcript as partial. Gene Ontology annotation, molecular function: DNA binding.
AUGGAGACCUAUUUUGGUCUGAUUAAGACGCCUCACGAUGCGCUCCUCAUCUUUGAAGCUUGUCAUCUCGGCAUCAUUUCACGAGUUCACCGCCGUUUGUCCGAUAUCGAACGUCAGUGCGUCCGCUCUGGGUCCGUCUACUGCUUCGAUGAACGCGAGGCCGGAAUGAGACGUUGGACUGAUGGCAAGAGCUGGAGCCCAAGCCGUGUCACUGGAAGUUUCCUCACCUACCGUGAACUCGAUGAUUCACAAACCCAAGCCGGAAACGGUGCCAAGAACGUCUACCGUCCCAAUGGUCUGCUUAAGCAAUCCUUCUCCAUCACCACAUCCGACAAUAAGAAACUACACCUCAUCUCCUACUACACAACCGAGGACGUCGCCUCCGAAAGACUUUUCGAGACACCCUCGCAGGACCCUCGGUUUGCGAAUAUCCUCAUCCCCAGCGGUAUCUAUCCCGAGACCUCUCCC